UGUGUCGCUCCACUCGCGGCGAUACAACUCCGGAACUCGGGCAUACUCUUUCGCGUGGAAGACGUGCGUGCGUGCGUUGGUGCGUGCGUACGUGCGUGCCUAUCGGCGGCAGAGGAAUCCCGGUUGGAACAUGUGAUGAAGUGUGCCGCGUGUGCGCGCGAUCACGAUUCGUCGAAUCGUGCACGGCGCCGGUAUACGUGAGGAGAGAAGAACGAGCGGGCGCUCGUCCGCGACGACGCUCAGCGGCAAGACAAGCGGAGGGACAGACGGACGGACGGACGGACAGACGGACGGACGAACGGACGGAGGAGCGAACGAACGCGGGCGGGCGGGUGAGUGGACAAGAAACGGACGCUCGGCCGGGUCGACCGAGUGUACGCGUGCACAUUGACUUUGUACACAUAUACGACGCGGUUGUGCGCGAUGCGUGCGCGCCAUAUCGCCGUCGACGAGGGACGGCAGUGAGCGCGGCGUGUGUGAGCGAGCGCGUCGCGCGCGUCUCGCCGUACGCGAUACGGAGUGCGACGGACCGCGGUGACGUGUGAAGUGAGGCGCGGAAGCAAGGGGGCGAGGGAAGAAGAAAGAAGAAGAAGAAAAAAAACGGUCGUCGUCACCGGCAACGGCGGCGCGUCUCACAUCUCGCCGUACGCGGUCGGCCCGCGUACCGUGUUGCGAAGGAGGAGACGUGCGCGCGGUGAAGGCAGACGAGGAGGAGGCGAGGAAGGAGGUGGAGGAGAGGAGGAGAGAAUCGGCUCGUCUCCUCGCAUGUCGGCUGAAUCGCCACGCGAAUUCGGAUCAGCCCCGAUCGACAUCGUAGAGUGACCACGGUCGAAAGAAUGGAGGCCAUGGAUGUGGACGGAGAUUCGGUGGUGGAUCUGAGCAUCAGCAGCAGUGGUAGGCGUAAUUCCCCGUCCCUUUCUGUGAAUUCCGGCGACAUCCCGUUGGACUUGGGCAUUCACUACUCCGCUAGUUCCAACUUGGAGAACAAUAUGCCAGAGGCACGCAAUAUACAGAACGCGGCUCGCGGUAUUUUGGCUCCUAAACGAUCCCACGGGGACGAACGUAAACCACGUCGUAAUCUUAGACCUAGGAUCGAAAGGAGCUAUGCCGAGAGUCCUGACGAGCCUAGAAUGAACGGAUAUCUGAAUGGAAAUGCAUCGGACAGCGACGAAGGCAAUGACAUGCCGCCGCUGCUGCCAAUCAAGGAACUGUCGUCCGACGAGCUGGCUGAACGCGAAAGAAUGCUCAGAAAAUGUAGAGAGGAGCUCAAAUCGGAGGAAAUGAAACUAGUGCUCUUGAAGAAGUUGCGUCAGUCACAGCAACUGAAGGAGAACAUCGCGGCGGCGCCCAAGGUUCUCAGCAAAUUACCACCGCCGAUAACGACGCAGCAGGUGCCUCACAGAGCCGGGAAAGCGCCCCCGCCGUUGCUUAAGGGACAGCCCGCGCCCAGCAGAAGUAGUAGUUUACACGCUCCCCCGGUUGGUAUGGUACUAACUCCUACCGCUGGUAGAACUGCUCUUCCAAGCGCCGGCGGAAUGCCCCCGAACAUGGUGAUACCUCAGCCACCUCAUCCGAGAGGAAGACCAGCCAGCGUAGCGGCGGCGACCGUCUCGAGCUAUCACGCGCCAACGGACAGAACGGAGAGGUCUACGAAGGAUCCGACACCGACUCCCGCGCAUCAAGUAAGUAAGCUGCUUGCUGGAUCGCAAGAAAAUAAAACCACCGCAUCCUUAAGCACACCUGUGAAUUCGGAACAGGAGAGAACAACGCGAGAGGAGACGCCUGCUCAACGUCAGGCAGCCGCCAAGAUGGCCCUAAGAAAGCAGCUCGAGAAGACAUUGUUACAAAUACCACCGCCGAAACCGCCGCCUCCCGAGAUGCACUUUGUGCCGAAUCCCUCCAACACGGAAUUCAUAUAUCUGGUCGGUUUGGAACAUGUGGUCGAUUUUAUAACGAAGGAACCGGCAGUACCGCCACCUCCGGAACCAUUCGAGUGCUCACAAUGUAAAACAGAUUUCACGCCCGUGUGGAAAUGGGAAAAACCUUUGCCUGGCGGUAAGAAGGAUAGUCCUAGAGGCCAACAUGCAACUUUCCAACGACCACCAGCGGGUCGCGAUCCGAGGGUCAUAUGUGAGCAUUGUGUAACGACUAAUGUGAAGAAAGCGUUAAAAGCAGAGCACACUAACCGAUUAAAAACUGCUUUCGUAAAAGCGCUGCAGCAAGAACAAGAGAUUGAGCAAAGGCUAGCGCAGACAGCAUGUCCGAGUCCUGAUCCUCCCGCUCCGAAACCAGUUCCUAAGGCAGCCACUCCUACACGUAGAGUGGCUACACCGCCUGCGCCUCCGCCGCAGGUACCACCGGCACCUACGUUGACGCCGACACCACCCGCGCCGAAGAUGCAGGAGCAUCCCCUGAUGAAACUGGACGGGGGGAAGUUCAGUCCGCACGCAGCUGCUGCGGCAGCCUUGCAGCAACAAUUGCUCAGAGAAUUGGCGAAGAAUCCAGUACCGGGUCUACCACCGCAUCAACCUCUUCCUGCUCACAUGAUGCCGCAUUUUACCUCGAUACUGUAUCCUUACCAAUUAGCAAUGGCUGCCAGUGGCAAAGGCCUCGUAGAGUUACAACGACAAGCGGCGGAUCUUCAACGUCAAUAUCUGCUCGACAUGAUUCCGUCGCAGGCGUCCCAGGCGCAAGGCAAUCAAGCACCGCCAAGAGCCCAUCCACAUAACUGGAAGACGUAACCGGACGCAUUUAAAGGAUGAUGUAGUAGCAGCAAAUGCGAAUAAACAGUGAACGUGUAGCGGAAGAAAUGGAAAGAAAAACUAAAAAAGGGGCAGUUAUAAAGUGUGCAGUCAUAAUUUGGUGCACCUUACGCUGUCAACACUAGUGACUCAAUUAAGGUGAAGCUCAACUUGAAAUACAUCGGAAGAUUGACACCGAUUAAUAUUGUAUAAAGAAUAAUCGUUGUGAAUAUGUCAAUUGACGUUUAUGACUUUAUUGUUAUCUAAGGGGUAAAGGUUUUAUUUCCGUCACUGAAAACACGCACUCUACGUACGUAUGAGUUGGGACAUAGAAUUUUGUGUCACGUCUAAAUAAUUCGUUGUUUAGUGGAGACCAAUCGAACUCUCUCCCGGAAUUGGAAAUGUGUCGUUCAUUUCCUUUUUUCCCGAUCUUUCCUCGUACAUGUAUGCGUUAUUAUUUCGUUAACGUGUCGUUAACAUUGUCCACUGAACAACUGAUAUAUAAACAUAAUAAUUAAUUUAAGUGUAUCGACAAGCAUAUAGUAACAUUGAAUGCAAUUGCUUGAAUUAUGAACACCGAGUUGCCUAACUAGGCGCGAGUGGAGCGAUCACCUCGCUUUUUCUAUAACUAUUUUUGUUCUUUAUCUGUAUGAUAUCCUAUGUCCUCUUUUUAUUAUUAUAUAAUGUCAUUAUUAGCAAAGUUGUAUUAUCUAUUUGUCCAAGAUUUUGUUGUUUUCUUCUUCGUCUUUUUUUCUUGGUCUGUCGUUUAUUCGCAAGGAUUAUCUGACGUGGUGAAAAGCAAAGUAAAAAUGCUCGCUCGCUCGCAUGAUAAUAUCAUAAGUUAGACAACUCUGUUAUACAACAUAAUAUAAAGAACCAAAUAGACAUUUACAAGGCACUAAAUAAAUCAAUAAUAAGUGUAAAAUGACUGCAAAUCGGAUUAUUAACAAUAAUAGGGAUAAUCACGAGAGGGAAGGCACGAGUGUAAGACGAGGUAAACGAAAGUUGAUGGAAAGGAUCUUUUUCGGCCCUUAGAUAGUUAAGACGAUUUUUGCCGCUGUUUCCAACGAGUUUUUGCGAUCAUCGGCAGUACCUGUAAUAUGUGUAUAUUUCAUUAUUUUCUCCGAACUGUAUUUUUAAGACGAGUUUAACGCAAGAUAGAGCUGUAGCUACAUACGAGGAAAAAGAAAAAAAAAACCUUUGUAAGAAAACGCGUGCGUGAGUGAAGAUAAGCCAGCACAUGUAUAGCAAUCUUUUUCUCUCUCGACAUACGGAGGUACGCAUCGGCGAGUUUCUAAUGGAAAGGGGCACGAAUGUUGUUCGCACAAAAUAUGAUUUUCUUGUGCGACACUUAAGUCGUACGUUAAGAUAUACGGGCUCGCGCGAAGUAUGCACUUGGGCGAUGUGUGUGACACACGACUUAAAACUUGGACAGUUCUUGUACGUUAAAAAAACGAGACUCACACAAACGAAUCUGUAAUGGUAAUCGGGACUCGAGUUAACGCAGCGCGAUUGAUUUUCAUGUCACAUUCGAUGUAAAAGUAUUUAAAGAAACUUACUAGAGGAGAUACGUAAUCGAGAUUUUUGCGAAUUGUUACAACACGGCGACCGCCGGAUUUUUACGACGUCCUCUACGAGUCUGCACUUGAACGAGUUAAAAAAAAAAAGUAUCCGGCACUUGUCCCCAGUAAUACCAGCCCUUCCUACCCUCCCCGGUCCUACCUUCCCCCUUCCUCCUCCACUAAUAGUCUGAUUUAAUUAAUUCUGGGCUAACCGAUCUUGGUCUCAUACAUUUCCGAAUCAAUUAAAUAUAUAGUACUAUAGUCUUGAUAUUUCUCGGUAUAUGAUACAACUUAAUAAACUAAAAUAGCGCAUAAUCAUCUCUCUUUGUACUACGUGAUAGAUUUUGAACUCGUACUUGAUAUACAUGUACACCAUAAUAAGUCUACGAUCGCAUAAUAGAUCAAGAUCUGUGUUUUUUGUGUAA
Wasmannia auropunctata (little fire ant) is the source of this 4728-nucleotide messenger RNA. RefSeq names its product transcriptional repressor p66 alpha (gene simj). The transcript has 9 exons. Gene Ontology annotation, biological process: negative regulation of transcription by RNA polymerase II. NCBI's taxonomy places the organism in Eukaryota, Metazoa, Arthropoda, Insecta, Hymenoptera, Formicidae. Gene Ontology annotation, cellular component: NuRD complex. The coding region runs from base 837 to 2741 and encodes 634 amino acids. The record is from RefSeq and is a predicted model, not a curated record.